This is a messenger RNA of Hypomesus transpacificus, 2271 nucleotides long. Its product is annotated as circadian-associated transcriptional repressor. Lineage: Eukaryota; Metazoa; Chordata; Actinopteri; Osmeriformes; Osmeridae. The transcript has 6 exons. Gene Ontology annotation, biological process: circadian regulation of gene expression; negative regulation of DNA-templated transcription. Bases 162 to 1160 code for a protein of 332 amino acids. The record is from RefSeq and is a predicted model, not a curated record. Gene Ontology annotation, molecular function: RNA polymerase II cis-regulatory region sequence-specific DNA binding. Gene Ontology annotation, cellular component: nucleus.
GGGGCGCUCAAUUGCAGUGUACAUUCAAAACACACCGCACUACCCAAAAUCAACUGCAAUCGGAAGUGUCCUGGAUUUACCUCUGAACAAAAGAGAGUACGAUUUGCUCCAUCCCUGUGAGCUCAGUGAUGGUUAGUGCUGGUUAGAGCCUGCGGCCUAGGAUGUCUGCUUCAGAUUCAGACAAUUCUAUUGACUGGCUAGCCAGUGAUGAUGAAGAGAAUGAGAGCGAGUCAGAACCCGACUGUACCAAAAGACCAGGCCAGAAGCAGGCCCCUCUGUCCCCCAGCUACCAUCCUGAGGGUAGUGGCUCUGGCUCCAGCCCUGGCUUCAGUGCUGUCAGCCACACAGAUAUACUGGGCAGCCAUGACAGUUCCCUGUUCCGUACGGGGUGCCCUGAGGAGUCAAAGUUCAGAAAGACUCAGCCACCACAGAAGAGGCCUCACAGCCCUGUGGUGACAAAACACUGUGGUAAAGACAGGAAGCUCACUUCCAAUCAGUCGGAGAAGGACUGGCUGUUCACCAACAAGAGUAGGGAAUUACAAUGCUACAUUCAGCCACUGUCGUCAAUCUUGAAGGGACUUUGCACCGGGAGAUACAGAGAACGACUAAGCAGUUUCCAGGAGAGUGUGGCAAUGGACAGGAUCCAGAGGAUCAUGGGUGUCCUGCAGAAGCCCUGCAUGGGGGAGCGAUACAUGAACAUUAUUCUUAAAAUGGAGGAAAUGCUGAAGAACUGGUUCCCCAACGUACAACCCAGAGACCAACACACUUUCAUCCAGACAGAAGAAACCACCCCUUCCAAGAAAGCCAAGCUGUCGUCCUCCACCACAUCUCUGCCCAGUGCAGUGGCCAGCCCCGUCACAGACCUCACCCCUCCAGGAGCCUACUCUGUCAGUAACCUGAAAUGGCUGCACACCUCCCCCAUCUGCUGCCCCAAAGCAGAGCAUGCGGGGAGGGUGAGGCACCUGCAGUUUUCCAGAGCGCUAACGCAGGACAGUGCCGUGUCUUCCAGCACAGACAGCCAUGCUAAGACGGACUCUGUGCCAAGCUGGCUGCCAUUGCCUAAGAUCAACGCUCCCUGUCUGGAGAGACUGCUCAAGUCCACAGAGAGCAUCAUUGGCCGCAAGGGUGCAGAGGACAGAACUGGCAGCAGCUGGUCCUAGUCCAUACAGGGGGCCCGGCGCCCAGCCGUGCCCUGCCCACCCUAGCCUGAAGCCAGUCAGCUGUAUCCAGCCCAUUCCAGCCUUUAGGAGAGCUUUCACAAAGGACACAACAGAUACCAUUCCAACAUGGAAGUAACGUCUGUGAACAGGAAAGUCACAUCACAUCUGUUUUUAGCUCCCUUGGUUGAUCAGUUUUGUAGCACCUACUUUUGAAUUGUAUUCGUGACAUGGAGAGUGAGUGGGAAGGAUGAUAUUUGCAUCUUGAAAUAUCCAUAGAGCCAUGGUUUGUUUGGGAUUUCACAGAUUAAUUAUUAUUUCAAUUACUUGACAUGGACACAGCAUUAAUACAGGCAUUGCUUUUCAAAGGGAAAGUAAUGUGAGAACAAAGUUGGUUUGGAAUGCUUCAAACAUUCAGAUGUGUCUGCGAUCUCCAUGUGGUUGUGGGUUGAAUGUGAAAUUGAGUUCCAUGAAUCCACUCUUUGGUGUCUUUGGUGUGACUGUUAAUCAUUUGUAUACCUAUAAAUAAGUCUUUGGUACAACGGUUCUACCUCAAUUGAGCACCCAGUCAAGGUCAGUGUGUAGGAACAUGAGUGCUACGCGUUUGAACAUGAGCAUCUCACAAGAUCUGCGGUGAGCCAAACAGCCUGUAAUGGCAGGGUAUUGAUGAGUUAUUAUACUUGUACAGAGGAUGCUCUCUCCUCUGGGAUGCUACGUUUGACCAACUGCUGCCAUUGUAAAGACUGCAGAUUUCGUUGGGUUCUCCCAGUAGAAGGCAAACAGUGCCUAAGUCAAUCUGUGCAUGUAAGUGGUUUUAUAAAGACAUAGAAACAUUGAGAAUACAUAAACUUACAGUGUGUAGAUAUCACCAAUUCUCAAAACUCCUGCCAUUUCCUGUAUCAAGUAAAUUAUUUGAUUCCUGACAACUUCUUUCUGUGGUAGAAUCAGGACAAGACUUGUCAGUUACCACAGAUCUAGAUGGUGUUUGACCAACAGAGAGAAAGAAUGUCUUUAUGUAAAUAUUUCAAAAAGGGUUAUUUUACCCUGAAAAGUGGUCUUUACAGUCUGAUAUUUUAUACUUUCAAAAUAAAUGUGGUUAUAUUUGUUUGACGUA